This is a messenger RNA of Pseudovirgaria hyperparasitica, 2111 nucleotides long. RefSeq names its product acyltransferase ChoActase/COT/CPT. The transcript is spliced from 4 exons. The record is from RefSeq and is a predicted model, not a curated record. Gene Ontology annotation, biological process: carnitine metabolic process. Gene Ontology annotation, molecular function: carnitine O-acetyltransferase activity. Bases 107 to 1942 code for a protein of 611 amino acids. Gene Ontology annotation, cellular component: mitochondrion; peroxisome. NCBI's taxonomy places the organism in Eukaryota, Fungi, Ascomycota, Dothideomycetes, Acrospermales, Acrospermaceae.
UUUGCCCUCCGCCACCGACCUCUCACUGCUCCUGCAUUCAAGCCCCUCGUCAUGGCUCCAGUGCGGAGGAAUAACUCGUCUCUGCCAGAAGGUGAGCAACGGACUGAUGUUUGCUCGAAAGAGCCAAAGAGCUGAGAAUGCCAAUCUCCCAGGCUACGUCGAGGAUCUCAGCAAAGGCAAGAUGUUGCGCUUUGAGGACUCUCUGCCUCGCCUUCCGGUACCCACUCUAGAAGAGACCUCCAAGCGAUACCUCAAAUCCGUACACCCUCUCCUCUCCAAGUCCGAAUACGAACAGACCGAGAAAGCUGUAAGUGAUUUCGUCCGCCCUGGAGGCGUCGGUGAGACACUGCAAUCACGCCUGCAAGCCCGAAGAGAAGACCCAAAUGUCAGGAAUUGGAUUUUCGACUGGUGGAACAGCACUGCUUAUAUGUCCUACCGUGACCCGGUAGUUCCCUACGUCAGCUAUUUCUAUAGUCACAGAGACGACAGAAAACGAAGGGAUCCGGCGAAACGUGCCGCUGCCAUUACCACUGCAGCUUUGGAGUUCAAGCGGCAGGUCGAUAUGAAAGAGUUGGAGCCGGAGUAUAUGAAGAAGCUCCCAAUCGCCAUGUCUAGCUACAAAUGGAUGUUCAAUGCGUGCCGCCUGCCUAUCAAGCCUGAAGACCACAGCGUCAAGUAUGAUUUUGAGGAACACAAGCAUAUCAUCGUCGUCCGCAAAAAUCAAUUCUUCAAGGUUCCUACAGAGAUUGAUGGCAAGCAGCUGAACACUUCCGAGCUUGAGCAGCAAUUCCGAAAAAUCUACGAGAAGGCUGAGAAGGCGUCACCCGUUGGUAUUCUGACCUCUCAGAACAGAGACAUCUGGGCAGAGGUUCGCGAACGUCUCAUCAGUGUCAGCGAGUCCAACAAAGCUGCGCUGGAAGAUAUCCAAUCUUCCGCAUUCCUUGUGUGUCUCGAUGACGCCAAGCCCGUUACACUCGAGGAGCGCGCCCGGCAGUUCUGGCACGGAGACGGAUCUAAUCGGUGGUUCGACAAGCCGCUUCAAUUCAUUGUCAAUGACAACGGUACCUCUGGCUUUAACGGUGAACACAGCGAGAUGGACGGCACUCCAACCCACCGUCUAAAUGACACUGUCAACUUCCUCAUUCUCAACAACAAGCUGGAUUUCGACAAUCCCUCAGUGCGUUCUAACCUCCCCGAUCCACGACCCAUACGAUUCGAGCUUGAUAGCAAACUUCAGGAGGAUAUCGAGGAUGCUCGCAAACAUUUCGAGAGUCAAAUAGGCGCCCAUGAUUUGAAGGUACAGGCGUACCAGGGCUACGGCAAGGGGCUUAUCAAGAAGUUCAAAUGCUCUCCUGAUGGCUACGUUCAGAUGGUAAUCCAACUUGCAUAUCAUAAGAUGUACGGCAAGAACCGGCCUACAUAUGAGUCUGCUGCCACACGCCGUUUCCGGCAAGGUCGGACUGAAACGUCGCGGUCCGUUUCCGACGAGAGCGUAGCAUUCUGUGAUGCCAUGGCCGAUCCUAAAGUCUCACCAGAUGAAUGUGCUAAGCUUUUCCGAGCCGCCCUUAAGGCUCAGGGUGAGUAUAUCACAGCCGCUUCGGAUGGUAAAGGCGUAGACCGUCAUCUUUUUGGAUUGAAGAAAUGUUUGAAAGAAGGCGAGGAGCUUCCCGCGAUCUAUAAGGAUCCCGCCUUCGCCUACUCCAGCAGCUGGUACAUCAGCACUAGUCAGUUGAGCUCUGAAUAUUUCAAUGGUUACGGAUGGAGUGAAGUCAUUCCGGACGGCUGGGGUAUCGCAUACAUGAUCAACGAAAACAGCCUCAACUUCAACAUUGUGAGCAAGAAACUGGGUAACGAGCGUAUGAGCCAUUACCUCAAUGAGGCCGCCGGUGACAUUAGAGACAUCCUGCUACCAAGCCUAGAAGCACCCAAGGCUAAGCUGUAAGGUAUCAUGCUGUUUUGUCAUCUUUGCCUGUAAGGAUAAGUAGGAACGCUCUGUUUUCAUAUUAUGCGGCAUCGCGAGAUCGGCCAAAACAUCUGUAGAUCAAAGACUCAAUUGCAUUCGAAUUUCCUAGAUACGGCUCAUAGCUGGUAGCGCUGCACACCCUACCCAU